Messenger RNA from Stereum hirsutum FP-91666 SS1, 4258 nucleotides. RefSeq names its product Piwi-domain-containing protein. The transcript has 7 exons. Lineage: Eukaryota; Fungi; Basidiomycota; Agaricomycetes; Russulales; Stereaceae. Gene Ontology annotation, molecular function: protein binding; RNA binding. The coding region runs from base 1061 to 4180 and encodes 1039 amino acids. The record is from RefSeq and is a predicted model, not a curated record.
CGACGGUGAGCAUGUCUUCGCCACUGCUUCCCACAAUACAUCAUAUGAUGCAAGUUGUUUGGCGUGCAUCUGGUGAUGCGUACCGAUCUCGUUAUGUGCCCUCCAUGUCGAUUAGGGGCUGAGUAGGCCAGAGAAUCUCGAGCUACCUGUUAUGCUGUAUAUGAGGUUUGUGUGAAUCCUCAGAUGAACAAAACCUUACAACAGCCAAGAGUUUGAGAGAACAGUCUUUGUUGCGAUCACAACUGCGCUCUGCGAACAAAUCGUCCGGCUGGUUAUUCAAUGUGCAUGCUAACCAUCUAUCGCCCUACAAAAAAUUCAUAACCUCGAUCACAUACAGCCUGUUCGCCCAAAGAGAGUUCUUGCUCGGUACGAUCGCUCCAUUCAGUUUUAUCUCUCCUCGACAACUGCACGGUUCGCCCGUAGUGCUCCCGAACCUUGAGCCUGAGUUGUCGAGAAAAGAUAAAAAUGUAAUCUACCGUUAGCCUCGUAGUAGUUCACUCCAUACCCUCUGCCCUUUUACGAAUUCUCGACUCUAGUCAUAUCGUCACAUCCGUACGCCGCGCAUCUCCGACCCCUUGGCCGCACCCUUUAUUCUCGUCCAUAUGAGCCCACAAACGUCCACAACGAAGUGACUCGAAGUGCCCCAUGUCCACACACGCACUUCACACGCUCCACAAACACGUCACGAGCGCCUAUCAUUAAACGCCGCGACUCCUGUUUUACCUCCUCUUUGAGUCUUUUGGCACGCGCACGCCUUCCCUUUGGGGCAGGUCUCGCCUUUUUGUUGCGGAAAGGGGCGGACAAACGAAUCAUCUAAUUAGUGUGGCGGCUCGCUUUGUUCUUGCUUGGUCGGUUUAUUGCGAAACGGGGAUAUAAACAGGACGUGAUCCAUUGUCCCCGCUCUUCGCACGCAUUGCUCCUUGAACUCGAACCACCACCAUCCCAAUCAUAACUGCUCCGCGCUCGAACAUCUACGUCCAGAUCCAAGAGAACGAUAUCGAGGCCCCGCCGCACGCACUGAUAUAUCAUUGCACGCGAAUUCGCUAAUUGAUUGCGCAAUAUGAGCAAUCCCGGUCGUGGCAGAGGAGGACCAGGAGGGGGUAGAGGAGGCCCACGCGGUGGAGGAGGUGGUGGUGGUGGCGAUCGUGGAAGGGGUGGUGGGGGAUAUCGUGGCGGAGGAGAUCGCGGUGGCGGUUCUCGCGGAGGAGCCUCAAGUUUUAGGGGAGGACCCACCGACAGAGGCAGCGACAGCGGACGUGGUAGCCGAGGUGGUCCCUACGGACCGGGUGGAGGUGGAGGACGCGGCGGUGGUGGUGGCGGAGGUCGUGGUGGUGGUGGUGGACGUGGCGGUGGCAACACCGGCCUAUCGGCCUACGCAGAUGCACAACUGAUUUUCGAUCCUCAUCCUAAUACUCCUGCUCGUAUUGAUGCCCGGCUCAGCGAUGCCAAUGCGAACGAACUCAUCCGUCGACUUCGACAAACACGCACCGGGCCCGAACACCCUGUUCGUCCAGGCUUUGGAACACUGGGCAGAGCGAUCAUGGUCCGCGCUAAUUUCUUCCCAAUCACCCUCACGCAUAAGGCGUUCUUCGAGUACAACGUGAAGAUCACGCCCGAGCCUCGGUCACAGGCCAGGAGGGUGAAGAAGAGGAUACUGGAGCUAUUCGAGAAUAGUUCGAUCGGAGCGCCGUAUAAGGACGGGAUCGUGCAUGAUGGGAGUCAGAGGUUGCUCGCGGCGAAGAGGUUACCGCAGCCAUUGACGGCGAAGAUUAGGUAUUUUGAGGAUGGGGAUCAGGGGCCGCAUCCGAGGGCGGAUGAGUACGAGAUAGAUGUGGAGUUUGGGAAGGAGUUAUCGACGGAGCCUAUGCAUCAACAUCUCGAAGGUAUCAAACAACCUGCCGAGCUGAUCGAUCCGCUCAUCUCAGCCAUGAACCUCAUCAUCCAACGCCAAGCCUCCCAAACUGGAUUCCGCUUCGGGCGCAACCGUCAUUUCUGGAGCGACACCGAAACGCGGGAGCUUGCUCCCAAACUCUGGGCCCUCAUGGGCUUCUUCACCUCCGUUCGGCCCGUGCACAAACAACUCAUGCUCAACCUCAACGUCUGCAUGACCGCAUUCUACGAGCCCGGAAACCUGUGGAACGCCUGGCAGGCUUUCCGAAAUGGUUCAUUUGGUGGGAGUGCGAACGAGUUUUUGGUCAGGGCGAAGAUCUCGACGAAGCAUUAUGGGUAUAAGAAGGUGCAUACGGUGAGGAAGAUGGUGGGGAAUAAGACAGCCAGGAGGCAGGAGUUCGAUUGUGCCGAGUUUGGCGGAAAGAUUACGGUGGAGAAUUAUUACAAGCGUAAAUACAACAUCACGCUGCAACAUCCUGAUGACCUCCCCUGCGUCGACGUCGGUCCUCCAGGCAAGCAAACCUUCAUGCCCGCCGAACUCUGCACAAUCGAGCGCGGCGAACCUCAUCUCGGAAAACUCAGUCCCGACGAAACGACCAACAUGCUCCGCUACGCAUCUCGCCGACCCGCUGUCAACGCGAACCUGAUCGUCAACCGUGGCCUGUCGAAGAUGGGGCUCAAGCCCAGCACUCCCGUCCUCGACGCUUUUGGCGUACAAGUGUCUGACGAAAUGGCGGUCGUCCCAGCACGCGAGCUGCCUCCGCCGGAAAUCUCGUAUAAACCGAGGCAAGGGGCCAGGGCCGGAAGAGGGUUACAACCGAGAAAUGGAAGUUGGAACAUCUUAGACGUGCAAUUCCAAGUGGGUGCGCGGAUGGAUAACUGGAAGGUUCUAGUCGUGAGGGAACAAGGGCGAUCGGGAUUCGAUGGUCCAAGCGAUCCAAGGAUGGUUGGCCUCCUCCAGGCUUUCCGUAACAAAUGUGCGAGCAGCGGCAUGCAGGUGGCGGCCAGUCAACCCCAGAUUUUGCCCACGCCUGUACUGCCGUCUAGGCAAGACGAUCCGGAGAGGGUGAGGGCGUUGAAUAUGGUUGAGACGACCAUAAACCAAUUCGGCGAUCCGAAGAGAAUUAGCAUCAUCCUCGUUCUGCUCGCCGACAAAGACGACUUCAUAUACCCCGGGAUCAAACGCUUCACGGCCGUCCAGCUCGGCGUCCAUACCCAGUGCAUGCUGCUCAAGAACGCCCUCAAGGACGAGAAGAAGCAGGAUCAGUAUCUGUCGAAUGUGGCAUUGAAGGUGAAUACGAAGUUGGGAGGGAUCAAUCAUCGGCUUGGGGGAGAUGCGAUGAAGUGGUUGACGAAGGCGGAGACGAUGAUGGUGGGCAUCGAUGUGACACAUCCGGGGCCUUCGAGUGUGCAGGGGACGCCGUCGAUCGCUGCGGUAGUGGCGAGCGUGGAUAAAGAUUUUGUGCAGUUCCCGGCGAGUUUGAGGUUGCAGAAGUCUAAGCAGGAGGGCAUUGCUGACCUGGCAGAUAUGAUGAUCGAGCGCCUCCAAGCUUACCGCAGACGCAGUAAAGUCUUUCCUCAACGCAUCUUUAUCUUCCGUGAUGGUGUCUCUGAAGGCCAAUACGACACCGAAGUUCUCAAAAACGAGCUGCCUCAAAUUCUCGAAGCCUUCAAAAGAGUAGAUCCAAGUAAUCCUCGAUAUUCGCCCAAACUCUCCAUCAUCAUCUGUGGCAAACGUCACCACGCCCGUUUCCUGCCCACCGCCCCCAAUUCCGACCGCAACGGGAACACCCUCCCCGGCACUGUCCAAGACAGGGGCAUCACCUCCAUCUUCGACUUCGACUUCUAUCUGCAAGCGCACGCGGGAUUGCAGGGCACCGUUCGACCCACACAUUACGUCGUGUUGUACGACGAGAACAAUUUGGGCUCGGAUGAGGUGCAACAAGGCAUUCACACGGCUAGCUAUGCGUAUGCGAGGGCUACGAAGGCUGUCAGUCUCAUGCCUGCUGCGUACUAUGCCGAUGUUGUCUGCGAGAUGGCGAGGUAUUGGAUCCAUGGGUUCUUGAACCAGGGUGACGGAGUAUCGUCGAGUGGAGCGAGUCAGGCUGGUGGUGGCGCGAGGGGUGGAAGGGGUGGUAGUGGUGGAGGGAGUCGAGGUGGUAGAGGCGGAGGUAGAGGUGGGGGACCGAGUGCGAGAGAGGCGGCAGAGGCGAGGGUGUACGAGGCUGCGGAAAGGAUGUGGGGGAAUGGGUUGCAUGAGAAUUUGAAGGACUCCAUGUUUUACUUGUGAGCGUGUUUGGAUCAGGUUCUUGGGCAUUCGCGCCUGCAUUUGGUUCUUCCCCAUUUCGCCUUCGAUCGCUGUGUUUGU